This is a messenger RNA of Lactuca sativa (garden lettuce), 976 nucleotides long. RefSeq lists its product as uncharacterized. NCBI's taxonomy places the organism in Eukaryota, Viridiplantae, Streptophyta, Magnoliopsida, Asterales, Asteraceae. Gene Ontology annotation, molecular function: structural constituent of ribosome. Gene Ontology annotation, biological process: translation. The record is from RefSeq and is a predicted model, not a curated record. Gene Ontology annotation, cellular component: ribosome; cytosolic large ribosomal subunit.
ACAUACGCCUCCAUUGCUGCUUCUCUCGAUCGUUGCCUCCUCAAGCAAGCCCUCCCCUGUGAAGCCACCGCCGUUAGCCAUCUCCUCCCCUUUGAAUCCACCGGCCGGAGACGUCGCACCGAGCAACACCGGAGACGGUCGCACCCAACAGCUAAGUCCACAUUACAGGUGUUUUACAUCUGGUUAAGAAAUAAGAAUCAUGACAAAGAUGAGGAAGCUGAAUCGUCCUACUGGUCAUCGAAUCUCCAUGCUUAGGACCAUGGUCUCUCAACUGGUGAAACAUGAACGAAUAGAAACUACUGUUGCCAAGGCAAAAGAAGUUAGGCGUCUUGCUGAUAACAUGGUGCAGCUUGGAAAAGAGGGUACCCUUUGUGCUGCAAGGCGUGCUGCUGCGUUUGUGAGAGGGGAUGAUGUGAUUCACAAACUAUUUACAGAGCUGGCUUACCGAUACAAAGAUAGGGCAGGAGGAUAUACAAGAGUGCUUCGAACUCGGAUAAGAGUUGGUGAUGCUGCACCAAUGGCAUAUAUAGAGUUUAUAGAUAGGGAGAACGAGCUGAGGCAAUCAAAACCCCCGGCUCCACAGCCACCUCAAAGGCCAGCAUUGGAUCCAUGGACAAGAUCUCAGCUUAGCAGGAGUUUUGCACCUCCUAAAGAAAUCAAAAGCUCGGAACCAGAGGAUUGAAACCGGAAUCAUCCAUUUCGAAGGGAAUAACAAGGUAUUAGAAACAACAGCUUCUGGAAUCAUAUACUGAGUUUGUAGUCACCUUUAUGACAUUUCAGUAUAUCAUUUUGAGUCAAUUUCUGCAAUCAGGAACUAGAUCAUAAAUUUGAUUUGAAAUUUUGAAUCGUAUAUGGUUUGACAAGAUACUAAAAUGACCCGUUAUUGUUGAGUAUUUAUCAAGUAAUGCAAGCUCAAACCUGAUUUCAACUUGUAAAAGUUCAUGAACUCAAAAGAAAUAAGAGUAUGAUUGCAUAA